CUCUCAAUGAGAUUGCUCUGAAGGAGGAAGUCAAAUAGUUUUCUCAUCAGAGACUGACGGUGACAGACACGCAGACAGAUAGGACAGUGGAGAGGAGACAGGAAACAGGGAGAGAAUGGGGAACGACAUGCAGUAGGGAUCUGGCUGGACCAGGAGUCGAUCCAGGGACCAGCUGCUCGAGACACUUGGGCCCAUGUGGAGGUUUGACUUGUGAUUUUCAACAAUACGAUCAGGGAAAAUACAUCCACCUGCACACUGCACGUGUGAUUCAAUACCUGCUGACUCUCAGAACAUCCAGAACCAUGAAUGUCACCUCAGAUACCAACAACUCGUCUCUCUGCAAUGCCUCCGACACCUCGGCCCAUGUUUUCUUCAUCUUUUUCUACAGUCUGGUGUUUCUGGUGGGUUUGAUCCUGAAUGGUUUCACCCUGAAGGUUUACUUCUGCAGAGGUCAGCAGCUGACGUCCAGCAGCGUCACCAUCUACCUGAAGAACCUGGCAGCCUCCGACUUCCUCAUCAGCCUCUGCCUCCCCUUACGAAUCCUCAACUACGCCAGCAGCUCCGUCUCUGUCCGUCAGGUCUACUGCAAUUUCGGGGCCUCUGCCUUUUACCUCAACAUGUACGCCAGCAUCCUGUUCAUGGGCUACAUCGCAGCUAACAGGUAUCUGAAAAUCGUCCAUCCUUUGGGAACUCACAUCCUGCAGACGGCACGAGCCGCUCAAAUCAUCUCUGUGGCAACCUGGGUUUUCCUCCUGGCCAUGACGACCACCUACAUGCUGCUGUCUAUCCUCACCCAGGAAUCACCGCAGACUGUCUCCGUCACAGUGAGCUGCGACCUCCUGCACAGUAAACAACUCAGCCUGUUCUACAAGACUAUCCACUGCUGCUCCGCCGUCAUCUUCCUGGUCGUCCUCAUCUCCCUGGUCGUCUUCUACUCCAGCACGUCCCGCAGGCUGUCGCUGGCACAGAAGAGGCAGUCGGCCUCCACCAGCUCCAAGAAACUCGCCAAGUCACGCCGGAAUAUGCUGGUGCUGGUCAGCGUCUUCUGCAUUUGCUUCGUGCCUUACCACCUGGUUCGUCUUCCCUACGCCUUCCUGAAGCGGCAGUGCUCGUGGAACCAGGCGUUUUUCUACCUGAAGGAACUGACCAUCAUGGUAUCAGUUCUCAACGUUUGCCUGGACCCGCUUAUCUACUUCAUCUUCUGCAAGGCCUUCCGGGCUCAGCUGAGCCUGGGGAGGAUGUUCAGCACCACACAUGCCACGACGCAUGCGGAAAACCUCGGGAGGAAGAGCAGCAACGGGCGAAUCAGCAGUGUCAAAAUAAACAGGAAGACAUCACUCAGCGUGAUGACGAAGGACAACAAUGUGCUGUAGCUUACAACGAAAAGACCCAUGACUUGUGCUGUUAAGUCACAACUGACAAAAACACUGUUUCCUGGUCCAGCUUUUCAAGAUGCUGCAGUGCUGUGUCCCGUGUUGUGUGAACAGAUCUGAGUCCAAAAAAGUUUGACACCAGCAGGUGCGAACGUGCAACAAGCAAAAAGCAGCGAAACAACAACUGAAACACGAUGGCAUGGCCUCAUAGCAAGAAACACCCUGUAAAACCCAUAGCUUAUAUCGGGGUACCUGCUUUCACCAGCUAAUGUUAGCACCUGCUGGUGUUAAACGUUUUCUUUAUUCAUUUAAAAAUUCUAACUUGUGCACUGCAGCAUCUUGAAAACAGGAGAGCCAUGGCGAAGUUGGACCCAGACACAGUAUUUUCAUCGACAUUACGACUUAAAUGGACUGAAAUCACCAGGCAGAGAAAAGACGCAAGACUUCUUGGAUUUUUACUCUUUUGUAGUUCUUUUGUAGUCCCAUGUGGCACUUGGGGAUUGUUUUUUUGGUUUCUGAAAGUUCAGAGGACCUAAUUUCUCAGAACUCAUGCAAAGCAACAGCAGGAAACUAAAUUUGAGUCCUGCACACAAAUCACUCCACUGCACCCACUCAUUAAUACUGAGGCACCAUCAAAGGAAUGAACUUCAAGAAGGGGAGAAUUUUUUUAUCUUGUACUAAAACAAUCAACGUUUUUAGAUAUUUAACAUGAAAUUCAACAAAAACAAAGCUUAAUUUUGACCUGAGAGUUUCAGUAGUUGCAUUUGAAAGGAAUUAAAAUUAAAUACUGCAGAUUUAAAUAUCUGACUGUUCUAAAAAUGCAGAAAUAAAUAUUGUAUGAACCCACUGUAGAACCAGAACGAUUAACAAACAGUACUGGUCACAAACAGCCGCUAACGCCCUGUUUGCUUUGAAUUACUUAAUUUGAGGCUGAAAAAGUAGUUUCUUCUUUCUGUAGUUGAAAGCUCCAGAUCAGUUGCAUCUGUUUAUUGUGAAGUCAAAAUUUGUGCAUCAGUGCAGCAAGGUGAGACGUUCAGGGUGUGCUGUGUUCAAAGAUAAGGGCAUUAUUUCUGAUCUAAUGAGUUAUAUGUAGCUUAAUAUUAAUGUCCUGCCAGUACAUUAAUUUAUUUAAUAAUUUAAAGUAAAAUUGUUUAUGCAUUUAGGCCACAGAUGCUGUACAUGUUACAUCAGAAUACUGGAUAUUAUUUUUAUUAUUACUAUUAUUGUUUUUGUUGUCAGUAGUAGUACUACUAUUUAAGUAUUAUCUCUGAGGGGAGUUUGGUGACAUAUGUGAGCAAAGUGGACUUUCCUGACUGAAGGGAAGUGACACUUCCUCUUCUCUACACCUCCAUCUGGCAGUUCUCACAUCAGGUUUAAUGUUGUUGUAGCAGUUAAUAAUAAUAUAAAUGGUGGGGAAGCUUUAGAUUUAGUUGUAUUACUGUAUUUAGCACAGGCAGUCAACUUGUAAUAAAUGUAAAUAUUGUUACAGACACAAACAAACACUUCAAUCUUUAUUUUUCAGGAUGUUUUUCUGAACAGUUCUUCCUACAGCGAUGUAGAUUAUUAUAUAUAUAUGUGCCCGGUAACAUGCAUGUUAGCUGUAAACACAUGAAGAGCGACCACUAACUCUUGCAAUAACAUGCAGCGUGUGAUUACUGCUUUAAAAUGAACCUCGCUGCUUAAAUAAACAAAAGCAGAACAGGACAAAUUCAGCUAACCUCAGGUAACAGGAAACGGUUCACUCCUUGUAUGUAGACACAACAACAUGUUGGCUUGGUUUGUAUGUUAAUUUUUUUCAAAUGUUGAAUUUUCUUUCUCAUUUCUGCUCAGUUUCAACAGCAGUGGAUGUGCUUUUGCAGGCAGUUCUUGGUAAAUAAUGUCAAAGCAGCCUCAGUUCUUACACAACUUUUGGUCAAUUUUGUGUGUUUGCAUUUUUAUUGCAAAUGCAAAGCACGUCUUUGUGGUUUUGAGGAUCACAUUCAGACCUCUCCAGAACUGUGUGCACUUUAUACACACAGAUUCCUUCAUUAGUCAUUAAAAACAUUCAAAACAACAGUGAGAUUUAACCCUAACAAGUCUACAGAUUCAUUAAAGAGAUUGAUGGAUGAAUGCUCCAUGUUUCUGCCUUUAAAUAAAAAUCCACCUCAGAAACAAACUGACUUUCACGGAAAUGAUCUGAUAAAGAUGGAGAGAGCUGAACUUACGUCUUAUCUCAGCGUCUCUAAACCAUGUGUCACCGCACAUUUCCACACCUUCACAACUGCAACAAGAAGUUUAUCUUUCUUAAGAAUCAGAAUUUUACAGAGAUGUUACUGUAACUGGUGUCAUAUUUAUCCUAUAAACAAAGAGGUGGUUAAAAGUGACCCGAAGCCAAAUGAAGAAGUUCUAAUCAUUAAUAUUAAUAAAAACAAGCAAGAUGACUGGAUUUUCAGAAGAGGCUUCAGCUGUACGCCAUGUUUAGUGUUAAUUAGCAAAUAUUAUCAUGCUAACAUGCUAAACUAAGAUGGUGACCAUGGUAAACAAACAAACAUCUGGUGCACCAACCAACAUAUUCUCGU
Molecule: messenger RNA, 3931 nt
Organism: Lates calcarifer (barramundi perch)
Lineage: Eukaryota; Metazoa; Chordata; Actinopteri; Centropomidae
Product: P2Y purinoceptor 14
Exons: 6
Coding region: 303-1373 (356 amino acids)
Biological process (GO): G protein-coupled receptor signaling pathway
Cellular component (GO): membrane
Molecular function (GO): G protein-coupled purinergic nucleotide receptor activity
Source: RefSeq, a predicted model, not a curated record